ACAAGAUCUCCUUAUAUGCAGCAGCUUCCUCGUCUCAGCUUCCAUCUCUUCUUCGUAAGGAAGACCACCAUAGGAAUCCCACAUAUAGGAGAGAUAACGGGGAAGGGAAAAAUGUUACUUGUGCUAUUUAUCUUUAGUUCUUGUCAGAUCUUAUAUAAGAAAUCUUCAGUUCUUGUCAGUCAAGGAAUCUAGGGAUGGGGUUGAUAGCUUGAUUAGUAAUAAUGUACUUCAUUUCCCUUCGCUUAUUGGCUUGCUCGAGAAAAUUUCAUCUAAUUAAUUUGGUCCUUGUUUCUCCUCUGACCUCCCCCCACCCUCGUAAACUACUGCUCAACAGAAAAGAAGAAAAGUGAAGAAAAAAAAUUAGAUGAAGGGUAAACUUUGGUUCGUGGUUUAGACUGCAGGGUUUGGAAAAGGUUCGAUGUUGAUUGUUAUAUUUGUUAGCAAAGUGCUUUGGUUCUGGAGAUCUUUAGAUACUCAAGUGAAGUUUUAUGGGCUUGCUUUGACAGACUAGAGCUUGGGUUGUCUUCUUUCAAACGAGUGCUCCUUAUUGGUUACUCUGAUGGAUUUCAAGUCCUGGAUGUUGAAGAUGCUUCAAAUGUUUGUGAACUAGUUUCGAGGCGUGAUGAUCCAGUAGCUUUUCUACAGAUGCAACCCAUCCCUGCAAAAUCUGAUGGUCGUGAAGAAUAUAAGAAAUCACAUCCCUUGCUCUUGGUUGUGGCAUGUGAUGAUAGUGCAGAUUCAGCUCCAGUUCAAACUGGGAAGGAUGGUUUCAUUGAGCCUCAGGGAGGAAGCAUUAUACACUCACCUACAGCUGUACGCUUUUACUCUUUAAGGUCUCACAACUAUGUUCAUGUUUUGCGAUUCCGCUCUACUGUGUUUAUGGUUAGAUGCAGUCCGAAGGUAGUGGCUGUUGGUCUUGCAGCACAGAUCUAUUGUUUUGAUGCUCUUACCUUAGAGAACAAGUUUAGCGUGCUCACAUAUCUUGUGCCGCAGUUGGGUGGCCAAGGUGUGACUGGGGUUAACAUUGGCUACGGUCCCAUGGCUGUAGGACCGAGAUGGUUAGCAUAUGCUUCAAAUAAUCCGCUGUUGUCAAACACAGGGCGCUUGAGUCCCCAAAGUCUUAGUCCUUCUCCAGGUGUUAGCCCUUCUACAUCACCUGGUAAUGGAAAUCUGGUAGCUAGGUAUGCCAUGGAAUCAAGCAAACAUUUAGCUGCUGGAUUGAUCAAUCUUGGAGACAUGGGAUACAAAACUUUGUCAAAAUACUGUCAUGAACUUCUUCCUGACGGGAGUAAUUCACCAGUGUCAACAAGUUCUAGCUGGAAAGUUGGGAGGGUUCCAGCACAUUCACCUGAAACAGAUGCCACGGGCAUGGUAUAUUCUACUUAAUGCUUGUUUGUAUUAUCAAGAUGCUUAUGAAAACUAACUUAAUUGAGAAGUUCUGUUGAAAAUGAAACCAAGCUUCAUAAGGAAAGGGAAGGAAGGGCUUCAUGUUUAAAGUUUGUUGACUGUUAUAUAGCUAUUUUUCGCUGUUCUGCUGAUUUUGACAUUGUGAUGGCCAUAUCUCCCAAAGAUUAAAUUGUGUACAGUUGAGGACAGGAUAUCUGCUAUUCGUGCAUGUUUACAGCUCAUCGAAACUUUUCAUUUGCUGGUCCUAUCUCACACUUUAUGAUUUCUUUUGUUGCUGGUGCAUCAGAUAUUCCUUCUUUAGCAUGAUGCCAGGCAUAAAUAUUCAGUGAAUUAUCUUCAUCGUUAGUUUGGCGUUAUACUUGAGCUCUUGAACCUGUUGGAUCCUCUCUGUAAUUGGCAAUUAAAUUGAAUGAAGCAUAAUAAGUGCAAUACUAUUCCUACUUUGUUCCCUCCUAACCCCAGAGCUUUGGUUCAAUGGUAAAAGUUGUAUACGAGAAUAUGUGGUAAGUACACGUCACGAGGUUGAAACCUAACUGGUGAAUAAAGUCUGUAAGUGGAGAAGGGUAAGGGGGCUGGUCAUAUAGCAAGUUUCUAAGCUGGAAUCAACGUUUUUCUCGUUUAUUAAGCAAAUUAUUACUGUCAUAAGACAAGUUGAAUGUUAAAUUUUACUUUUUCGACUAUCCAGAAUUAAGCUCUAUUAUCCUAAGUAGCAUUCUACAACCCGAUAUUAGAGGACAACUAGAGCAAAACAAGAUCUCUCUCUCUCUCUCUCUGUCUUAAAUGAGAGUAGUUUGUCG
This is a messenger RNA of Nicotiana tabacum (common tobacco), 2204 nucleotides long. Lineage: Eukaryota; Viridiplantae; Streptophyta; Magnoliopsida; Solanales; Solanaceae. The record is from RefSeq and is a predicted model, not a curated record.